GAGCUGGCCAGCACUCUCUCCUACAGCUCUUGUCAUUCCUCCCUCGACUCUCUGACCAGCCUGGACUCCUUUUCUGGCAGCCCGGUCCCAGCUAGUCCAGUCCAUGCAGGCCGGACUUCACCUCUGCAUAAACACUUCCGAAUAUCUGCCAAGAAGGCCCUGCUCAUGUGGGUCAGGGACCAGUGCCAAAGGGCUGGUUGCUCUCUAAGUGUGAAGGACUUUAAGAAGAGCUGGAGAAGCGGAGAGGCCUUCCUGGCCAUCCUGUGCUCUCUCAGGCCACAGCUGGUUGAUCUCUCUCUUGUGCGGUUCAGACGCAACCAGGAGAACCUGGAAGAGGCGUUUCACCUGGCUGAGAGGGAGCUCCACAUCCCCCGUCUGCUGGAGCCCCAGGAUGUGGAUGUUAAAGACCCUGAUGAGAAGUCCAUUAUGACUUAUGUGGCCCAGUUUCUCCAGUACUCCAAUGACAUGCCUUCACCUGAUGACCACCUGCAGGUCCCCCAAAGUGAGCGAGCACUAGAGUUGACCUCCUGGCUGCAGCAAGCCUACCAGGAGCUGUCAGAGGCACGCACAGCUACAGAACAUUCAAGCUUUGCUGAAAAAUAUCAGGUACUUCAGAAACUGUCUGACUCGUUCACUGAGCAGAGGAAACCAGUGAUGACCCUCCUCGCUGCAGUAAAGCGCUGCCCUGAGCUGAGCCAGGAGCAGCGAGCUCUCAGGACAGCGUCGGAUCGUAUGGAGGAGGAGCUGCAGAGGUGUAAAGCAGACCUGGACUCAAGUCUUCCUCCUCCUCUGGACUCAGUCAUG
Messenger RNA from Labrus bergylta (ballan wrasse), 804 nucleotides. Lineage: Eukaryota; Metazoa; Chordata; Actinopteri; Labriformes; Labridae. The record is from RefSeq and is a predicted model, not a curated record.